CUUAAAUAUAUUUCUUUUAAGUGUCGUAUAAAUAAGGCGAUCCGUCUCCGUACGUCCCGAUCCUAAUCGCCUCCAUUCUCCCGAGAGAUGGUGGAAACUGCUUUGCUCCGCGGAUUCCGGAACGCCAAUUUGGGGUCGCCCCAGGAGCUCUCGGUCUCGAUCCUUUUUCCUUGCCUUCGGCACAUGAAUUAACGUUCACGGGCUGAUUUCCGAAUUGCUUUUGGGGUCUUCUUUUAAUGAGAUUCUUGUAAGGAUGACAUCCGCUGACCUAAUUGGGAUGCUGGCGUGUGUCGCACUCGGAGAGGCAUUGGCGCGGACUUCUUCUUUUGUUAUCUCCAAAAUUCAAAUAGCGUAAGUUUCUUUGAGGAUGAUCAUGGAUUCGAUUGAGGCUGAGGAGAACCUGUUUGCCGUCAGCGAUGCAAAGUUGCAUGGAGCAAUGUGUAAACAACUUUCAAAAAUUGUUUAUAAAGUCUUGGGAAUAUUUCCUGUGCUGGAAGCAGCAAGGCCUAGAAGCAAGUCUGGAAUACAGGCAUUAUGUUCAUUGCAUGUGGCUAUAGACAAGGCCAAGGGUCUUCUUCAACAUUGCUCAGAAUGUAGCAAACUUUACUUGGCUAUAACCGCGGACUCAAUUCUUGUAAAAUUUGAGAAAGCCAGAGGUGCUCUUGAACAGAGUCUUCGGCGAGUUGAGGACAUAGUUCCACAAGCUAUUGGUUGUCGGAUUAUAGAGAUCAUCCGAGAGUUGGAGGUGACUGUCUUCACCUUGGAUCAAUCAGAGAAGCAAGUUGGUGAUGAAGUGAUCUCACUGCUGCAAAAGGAGAAAAGAUUUAGCAGUAAUUCCAAUGAUGGUGAAGAACUUGAAGUUUUCCACCAAGCUGCCUUAAAGCUGGGCAUUAUGUCAUCUAGGGCAGCUCUGACAGAGAGAAGAGCUCUAAAGAGGCUGAUAGAAAGGGCACGUGCCGAGGAAGACAAGAGGAAGGAAUCGAUUGUUGCAUACUUAUUGCAUCUCAUGAGAAAAUAUUCAAAACUUUUUAGAAAUGAGGCAGCCCAGGACACUGACUCCCAAGGUUCUGCUCCAUGUUCACCUACUGUCCUUGGUUCUAUUGAGGAUGUUGGCAAGAAUGGCCAAGUGUUUGAGAGGCAGAUAUCAAAAGUCAGUUCUUUUGAUUUCAAGAAAAAUGGUGUGAAAUCAAGUAACAUGCCAAUACCUCCUGAGGAGCUAAGAUGUCCAAUCUCCUUGCAACUCAUGUAUGACCCAGUCAUUAUAUCAUCUGGGCAGACAUAUGAACGGGUAUGCAUCGAGAAAUGGUUCAAAGAUGGACAUAAUACUUGCCCAAAGACCCAGCAACAACUGCCUCAUCUCAGUCUUACACCGAAUUAUUGUGUUAAAGGCUUAAUUGCAAGUUGGUGUGAACAGAAUGGCGUCUCAGUACCUGAAGGUCCACCUGAAUCUCUUGAUUUGAACUAUUGGAGGUUAGCAUUAUCAGAGCAUGAUGCCACAUACUCGAGAUCUAUGGGAAGCAGUGGUUCUUGCCAAAUGAAGAAUGUGCAACCAGUUCCUAUGGGGGAGAGUGGUGUAGUGGAGAAACUGAAGGUGGAUCAGAGUGCAACUGUGGACAAUGGCUCGUGUGGAGAUGAUGAAGUGGAUGAAUUUGAAAGAUAUGAGAACUUGCUGGCAGUGUUCAAUGAAGGUGGAACAGUGGAGAAACGGUGCAUAGUUGUCGAGCAGAUAAGAUUCCUUCUGAAGGAUGAUGAGGCAGCUAGGAUCUAUAUGGGCGCAAAUGGGUUUAUGGAGGCACUUGUCCAGUUUUUGAGGUCAGCUGUUCAUGAAGGAAACACAAAAGCCCAAGAUUCUGGUGCAAUGGCACUCUUCAACCUUGCUGUCAACAAUAACAGGAACAAAGAAAUGUUGCUGUCUGCCGGAGUGAUACCCCUGCUUGAGGAGAUGAUUCAAAAUUCUGAUGCAUAUGAGGCGGCUGCUGCCCUCUACCUCAACUUAUCAUGCCUUGACGAGGCCAAGCCUAUAAUUGGCUCGAGCCAAGCUGUCCCUUUCCUCAUUCAGCUCCUGCAGGCCCGUCAUCAUAGAAGAUCUUGCAAGCACGACGCCCUCUAUGCUUUAUACAACCUCUCAACACACCCUGCAAAUAUUGCUUCCCUCCUUGCUGCUGGCAUUAUAAACUGUCUUCACUCCUUUACAGCUCCUUCAGGUUCCACUGGUAACAUAUGGUCUGAGAAGGCCUUGGCAAUCUUAAUAAACUUGGCAUCAAGCGUCGAGGGAAAGAAGGAAAUAGUCUCCACUGCAGGUAUCAUUGGAGCAAUUGCAGGGAUCCUGGACACUGCGGCACCAGCUGACCAAGAGCAGGCUGCGUCGUGCCUCUUAAUUCUAUGCGACGACGACAAGUGCAUCCACAUGGUACUACAGGAAGGAGUGAUACCAGCUCUCGUGUCUAUCUCAGCCAACGGAACACCGAGGGGGAGGGAGAUGGCACAGAAGCUGCUGAAACUAUUUCGAGAACAGAGGCAACGCGAACUGUCACCCAUGCAGGAGCAACUGCACCAGGUGUAUCGAACAAUGUCUAUUGGUGGUGCCAGUGCUCCUGAAGUGAGGCCACUGAGCAAAUCAAGAUCGCGAAGACUUGGGCGGGCGUUGACGUCAAUGUGGAAGAACAGGAAUUCUUCAUGGAAUCACUGCUAGAACCGGGUACGAAGAAAUCACUCAUGUAAACUUUGAUCAUUAAUCCUCCUGUAGCAGUUUUCCCCUUGCCUUCAGCGAGGUAUAGGAAUAAAGCCCGGAAAUGUACAGGUCUCUUCCAUUUGGGAAGUUGUAGGUAUUGCUUGUAUAUCCCUCACUACUUGUACAACAGUGCAAUCUUUCCAAUGCAAUGUCAGUUCGUCACUUGUUGCCACUGUCAAA
Molecule: messenger RNA, 2911 nt
Organism: Musa acuminata subsp. malaccensis (wild Malaysian banana)
Lineage: Eukaryota; Viridiplantae; Streptophyta; Magnoliopsida; Zingiberales; Musaceae
Product: U-box domain-containing protein 7
Biological process (GO): protein ubiquitination
Molecular function (GO): protein binding; ubiquitin-protein transferase activity
Source: RefSeq, a predicted model, not a curated record